This is a messenger RNA of Girardinichthys multiradiatus, 4778 nucleotides long. It is a transcript of the gene nek8, whose product is annotated as NIMA-related kinase 8. The coding region runs from base 204 to 2240 and encodes 678 amino acids. NCBI's taxonomy places the organism in Eukaryota, Metazoa, Chordata, Actinopteri, Cyprinodontiformes, Goodeidae. Gene Ontology annotation, molecular function: ATP binding; protein kinase activity. The transcript has 15 exons. Gene Ontology annotation, biological process: protein phosphorylation. The record is from RefSeq and is a predicted model, not a curated record.
GUUUGGAGACGUUUGAGGCGCAGCUUCGAUGGAGAAGUAUGAGAAAAUCAAAGUUGUUGGGAGAGGAGCUUUUGGCCCUAGAGAACAAUAGUGAACAAACGGCAUCAUGAAGACCAAGGGAAACACAAGACAGGAUUGUUCAUCUGUGCCAGAGGCGCAGCGAUGGAGCCUUUGUCAUCCUGAAAGAGAUCCCAGUUGAGCAGAUGUCACGAGAUGAACGCCUGGCAGCCCAGAACGAGUGUCAAGUGCUCAAGCUGCUCCACCACCCAAAUAUCAUAGAGUACUAUGAAAACUUCCUGGAAGACAAGGCCCUCAUGAUAGCGAUGGAGUAUGCACCAGGUGGGACCCUGGCUGAAUACAUACAGAAGCGCUGUAAUUCCCUCCUGGAUGAGGACACCAUCCUUCACUUCUUCGUGCAGAUCUUACUCGCUCUGUACCACGUGCACAACAAACUCAUUCUGCACCGUGACCUCAAAACCCAGAAUAUUCUGCUGGACAAACACCAGAUGAUUGUCAAAAUCGGAGACUUUGGCAUCUCCAAAAUCCUCGUCAGCAAGAGCAAAGCUUACACGGUAGUCGGGACUCCCUGCUACAUCUCCCCGGAGCUGUGUGAGGGAAAGCCCUACAACCAGAAAAGUGACAUCUGGGCUUUGGGCUGCGUCCUGUAUGAGCUGGCGAGCCUGAAGAGGGCCUUUGAGGCGGCUAAUCUACCUGCCCUCGUUCUGAAGAUCAUGAGCGGUACCUUUGCUCCGAUAUCGGACCGGUACAGCCCAGAACUCCGGCAGCUCAUCCUCAAUAUGCUGAACCUAGAUCCAUCUAAAAGGCCCCAGCUCAAUGAAAUAAUGGCAUUGCCCAUAUGCAUCAGGCCCCUGCUUAAUCUCUACACAGAUAUAGGCAAUGUGAAAAUGCGCAGGAUUGAGAAACCGCUGUCUGCUGUGCAGCCACGAGGCAGACCAGGGGAGAGAGUUUCUACUAACAGGACCAGAGGUAAUAUUGUUUGUAUAGUCAAGCUCCAACGCAGUGACUUUUGCCUUAUUUCUUCUUGCCCUGAAACAGAUGGAUCAGCGGGUUUGGGAUCGGGAAAAGUGCAUUCGCUCCCACUGUCCUCGGUGUAUUUGUGGGGAAGUGGGAUCACAGCGCCUCUCCGUCUACCGAUGCUUAACACUGAAGUGCUUCAAGUGUCUCUCGGCCGGACUCAAAAAAUGGGAGUCACCAAGUCUGGCCGGCUGAUUACCUGGGAGGCUCCUUCGGUUGUGUCUGGUGAGACCAGUCUUCCAGGUGGGGUGGAUCAGAUGCAGCCACUGUUCAUUUCUCGCUUUCUUGAGGGUCAGUCAGGUGUUACCAUCAAGUCUGUGUCCUGUGGCGAUCUGUUUACCACCUGCAUGACAGACCGGGGUAUUAUCAUGACAUUUGGAAGUGGAAGCAAUGGCUGUCUGGGACACGGUAACUUCAAUGAUGUAACACAGCCUAAGAUUGUGGAGGCACUCCUCGGCUAUGAGCUGGUCCAAGUGUCCUGUGGAGCUUCUCAUGUUCUCGCUGUGACCAAUGAAAGAGAAGUGUUUGCUUGGGGAAGGGGAGACAACGGUCGCCUCGGUCUGGGCACCCAGGACACCCACAACUGCCCCCAGCAGGUGUCUUUACCUGCAGAGUUUGAGGCCCAGAGGGUUGUGUGCGGCGUCGACUGCUCCAUGAUUAUCAGCAUGCAGUGUUGCAUUCUGGCAUGUGGAAGCAACAGGUUCAACAAGCUUGGUCUGGAUAAGAUUACAGCUGCAGAGGAGCCAAAUCCUGUGAAUCAAGUUGAAGAAGUUAAUUCUUACACUCCGAUUCAGUCAGACCCGCUCAACUCUGAGAGGAUUGUUUACAUCGACAUUGGAACGGCCCAUUGUGUUGCUGUUACAGAAGAGGGUCGGUGUUAUACGUUUGGCAGCAACCAGCACGGUCAGAUGGGCUGCAGCUCGCGGCGCAGCAGCCGUGUGCCCUAUCUGGUGCCCGGCCUGAAGGACAUCACCUUGGCUGCCUGCGGUGACGCUUUCACCCUGGCCAUUGGAUCUGAAGGGGAGGUGUACACAUGGGGGAAGGGGGCCCGUGGUCGCCUCGGAAGAAAGGAGGAGGACUGUGGGAUACCGAAGCCGGUGCAGCUCGAGGAGCGUCACCCAUUUGUGGUGACAUCGGUGGCCUGUUGUCAUGGCAACACUCUGCUGGCAGUGAAACCUUUGUUUGAGGAUCCUGUUUCAAGAUGACUUUGAGCUGAAAUCCUUCCCCUUGACUAGUCCUUCUGAGGAUCAUUCAGGGGGAGAUCUUCCUUUCACUCUGCAGCUACGGUUCCACUUGCUCUACUAUUGCUUUAAAUGGUAAAUGGACUGAACUUAUAUAGCGCUUUUCCAGUCACAAAGACCACUCAAAGCGCUUUACACUAGAGCAACGUUCACCCAAUCACACUCACUAACGCUCACACAUUCAUACGCAGAUACGCAGGUCGGUAGGCAACUUGAAGUUAAGUACCUUCUGAUUGCAAGACGACUACUCUUCCUACUGAGGCACAGUCGCCUCUUUAUGAACACAUGUUUGUUUCGGCUGGUGGGCUGAUAACACACACAGAACGUCAGAGCCUGUCUGAGGCAGCAGGUGGAUCUCGCUACAGACAUGUCAAAGAAAUGUUGCAACACUGAUAAUGAAGCUGGAUUACAGGAGCUCAUUAGGCAGCUCUCAUGUGGUGAGCCAUUGUUUUCCCACACAUGUAGCUUUCUAUCAGUAAACCAUGAAAAGCCAGUAAAAGUCAAACAGGUUUUGUCUCUUUUAAGACGCCGGUGAAUGAGACGAAAAGAAUGAAGCCACUCAGUCGAGAGCGUCGCACUGUGAGGGGUCAGUUUGGGCUUUAUUGGAUUAGUGCGUUUCACAAACGCAAACAGCAGAUAACGAAGGGGGUGUAAGGGGACAUGCCAGACCGGGGCAGCAGUCACCCCCUCGUUCCGACACAUUCACAGCUUCUCUAGAGCAGAGAAUAGCUGCCUGUAGAGUAAACAGGCAGCUAUUCACACUGUUGCGAGCAGUAAAUAACAUGCUAUUAACAGCGCUGUUUUCAUUCCAUCUUAGGAAUUUUUACAGGCUGAGCAGCUGACAGUUUGUACACAAUACACUUGAAGGCGUUUAGGAUGUACCUCGUAUAUUUGUUAUAUUUUAUAAAUACUCUGUUUGGGAGAUGAUCUCAUGCAAAACCGAUCAACCGAAUGAAUAACUUCGAUUUCUGUGGGUCCAAAACAUCUGACCUUUGAAGGACAAUAAGUUUCUGGCCCCAUAGGACAGAGCAAACAUUGAAAAACUCUUCCUGUCUUCAUGUGAUAAAAACUGACUGAGACAAACACAAAAGAGGGGAAGUAAUCUGAACGAACUGGAUGCCUUGUUAUUGCACGUGGCUUUAAAUGGGUUGAAUAAAACUUAUGACCUGAUUAUUUUACAAAAACAGCCACUCGUUAGUGUGGAAACCAUCUACAAUUAUUAGAAUAAUUAUUACCAGAAAGUUAUAUUUAUUAUGCUGAUGAUUAAUGUUUAAUAGUACUUGCUUCUAUGCUGCAGCUGGUAAUAGUGGAAUAGGUUAAAGUUUUAUAUAUUUUAGCCUCCUUUAAUAUUUAAAUGUGAAUUAUUGAUUUCUAGUUAAUUAUGUUAUAAUAUAUUCAUUUGUGUGCUAAUUAGCAAGUUAAGCAAAGUAAAAAAAAAGCCUCAUUAUAUGAAGUGGAGCAUGUGUAUAAAACUAUAUAAAAACACCACGAGAGAUUUAGUGAACAAACAGUGCCUUGCAAAAGGGUUCAUUUUCAUAUUUUGUCACAUUACAUGACACAAAGUAGUGCUUAACUGUGAAGUAGAAGGAAAAUGACAAGUUUUUAAAAAUGUUUGGAAAUAACACAUCUGAAAAGUGUGGCCUGUAUAUUAAGUCAGCUCCCAUUAGUUAAUAAAUCACUGAACCACAUUGUACUUACUGUCUCAACCAACUUCCCAUAUCUAGAAAGGUUUUCCCAUUUAAUAAAAUAGUUCAAGCUUGAUCAGACUGGAUGAAUAGUGUCUGUGAACAUCAAUUUUUUACGCCUUUCCUCGGAUUUCCAGUUGCAUUUAGGUCUGGACUUUGACUGGAAAAUGUGAAUAUGCUUUGAUGUGAAAUACUUCAUUGUAGCUCUGGUUGUUUAGGGUCAUUGUCCUGCUGGAAGGUGGACCUCCACCCCAGGUUCAAAUCUUUCAUACCUCCAACAGGAUUUCUUACACCAUUAUCCUGGAUUUAGCUCCAUACGUCUUUCCAUCAGCUCCUACCAGUUUCCAUGUCCCUGCUCAAGAAAAGCAUUCCCACAGCAUGAUGCUGCCACCAACAUGUUUGACUGUGGAUGACAUGUUCAGAGUGAUGUGCUGUAUUUCCACCACAUGCAGAUUGAAAAGGUUUGAUUUCAUCUGAUCAAAGCACCAUCUUCCUCAUGUUUCCUGUGCCCCAUACAUGACUUGUGUCAAGCUGUAAACCUCACUUCUCAUGGGUUUCUUUCAUCAAUGGCUUUCAACCCUUUCAUAAAGGACAGAUUUGUGGAUGUCAUGCCUGAUAAGUUUUCUGUCAACAGAUUAUCCUAGUUGAGCGGUGGAAGGUCUCCUUACCUGGCCUGUCAGUUUAAAUGGACAGGCAUGUCUUGGAGGUUUGCUGUUGUGUCGUACUUAUUACAUUGUGCUCUGUGUGAUGUUCAAAGUUCCUGAUGUUGUUUUAUAACCUAACCCUGUGUUAAACAUCUCUACAGGUUUAUUCCUGA